This is a messenger RNA of Aegilops tauschii subsp. strangulata, 1238 nucleotides long. NCBI's taxonomy places the organism in Eukaryota, Viridiplantae, Streptophyta, Magnoliopsida, Poales, Poaceae. The record is from RefSeq and is a predicted model, not a curated record.
GCCAUGGCCCUAGCCCUCGGAUUUAACCAUGGUGACCCUAUCGUCAACACACCCGCACUUGCGCAUGGUGCACAUAUACUGGCGCCCCCGGUAUCUUAAGGUGUCCUCUGCAACUACCACCACACCCGCUUACCAUUAGAAAAUGUUUUGUUGUUCUAGAAAGUUUGAAGUUCAUACGUUGUUUUAUAUAGAAGAAACAAAAAAGAUAAAAGUCCUUGUGCGAAUCGCAAUGCCGAAAUGGAUGGCUAGAUAAGGAGGUGCACCUAGGCCUAAGCUCCACAACAUAUUUUCCGAGUAGUAACUAGCAGUACGAUACAACAUACACACCAGCCCAAGAAUCCAAAGUGUAUAAAUUCCAAUCUUGCCAUAUAUUUCGCCCUAGUAUUUGUAAAACUUUCUUAUACAUUUAUUACUAUUUUUAAGUCGACGAAGCACUCAAUUAAUUACAGAAUAUGUGGAUGCUGAACGCAGGACAUGUUGUUUGGUGGACCGGACAAUGUGGGCUUCACCAUUGAGUGGGCAAUGGCAGAGUUGAUUCGUUGCCCUCACAUUCUUCUGCAGCUGCAACGGGAGCUCACUGACAUUGUGGGGCUUGACCGGCUGGUCGAUGAAUCGGAUCUUGGCAAGCUACCCUUCCUUAAGUAUGUCAUCAAGGAGACACUCCGGAUGCAUCCUCCAAUCCCGGUUGUCCUCGGCGGGACCACCAAAGAUUGUGUCCUCGGUGGCUACUCAGUGCCCAGGGGCUCUCGUAUCUUCAUCGACGCAUGGGCAAUAAAUCGUGAUUGCGAGACGUGGAUUGACCCUGACACAUUCCGGCCAUCGAGGUUCAUGCCCAAUGGGGAGGCCAUCGGGCUCGAUCCUCAGGGAGGUUCCGACGAGUUCUUGUCAUUUGGUUUUGGAAGGCGCUCAUGCCCAGGGCAGGGGCUUAGCCAGCAUACGGUAGAGUUUGCUGUAGCACAGCUCGUGCACGGGUUCAACUGGAAGCCACCCGAUGGCAUGAAACCGAUGGAGCUUGACAUGACCGAAACGAUCGGUGCCACUGUGUCACGCGCCACACGGCUAAUGGCGGUGCCCACACCCCGCCUCACCUGUCCUUUGUAAUAUUUCACUAUCGACCUCUCGCCGUGGUGCACUAUAGGUGGAACUACCAAUCAUGAAACUAUGUUUCAGACUUCAGAUACAAACAUGUAAUACACCAACUAUAGACCCCAGACUAUUUGGAUUGCCCUUAUUGAGGU